This is a messenger RNA of Zingiber officinale, 564 nucleotides long. RefSeq names its product ribosomal RNA small subunit methyltransferase H-like. The transcript is spliced from 4 exons. Gene Ontology annotation, biological process: rRNA base methylation. Lineage: Eukaryota; Viridiplantae; Streptophyta; Magnoliopsida; Zingiberales; Zingiberaceae. The record is from RefSeq and is a predicted model, not a curated record. The coding region runs from base 1 to 564 and encodes 187 amino acids. Gene Ontology annotation, molecular function: rRNA (cytosine-N4-)-methyltransferase activity.
AUGGAUAUGGAUGCUUCAAUCCAUGACCAGGCCCGGGCUCGGAUAGAGAAGCUCUUGGCCGUGGAUUCGCGCGGCAGCAAGUUGAAAACUUACACUCAUGUCAGAAACUUCAAGUACAUCAAGUCGGUGCUUGGCGGCGUCGAUGAGAACCUGCUUGAUGUUGGGGUGAACGACAUCUUGAUGGACCUUGGAAUCUCAUCCAUACAGGUGGAUGACUCUACAAGGGGAUUUAGUGUGCAAGGUGAUGGACCUUUAGAUAUGCGCAUGAAUCCUCAGGCAAGUUUGACAGCUGAAGAGAUAUUGAAUUCUUGGCCUGCUGCGGAAGUGGGAAAGGUACUACGUGAAUAUGGAGAAGAAAGCAAUUGGCAAUUUAUUCAGAAUCAAAUUGUUGAAGCUCGUGCACAAGGGGGAUUGCAUACUACAGAUGAACUUGUGCAUCUUGUGAGAAGAGCAUCAUCCAAGUCAGGAGGUAAAGCUGAUAGUUUGGGGAAAAAUGUUUUGGAGGCGCUUAAGGAAAUGAUUCCAAGCAGAGAUGAAGAGAUCAAAUUGAAACAAUAUAAAUAG